CAUUCGAACUGGCCCAGCAUGCUUUCCACACGACGGUGGAUAACAUUUUCCCGGGAAAACAUCCAACGGAAAUUCAAACUCAAAUUCCAUACCCAAGCCAGAAACGACCGUUCUCACCAUCCCAUUUCACACAAAGCCCUCUCUUGCCUUGCCAACAUUCUUAAUUCUCAUAGCCCAAAACCUGCAACUUUCACCAAACGAUCCCAAUUUCAUUUCCCAGGAAGAACCGAAACAACUCGAUUUGUGCACUCAGUUGCGAAUUCUGAUGAAACCACCGAGUUUCGACAAGACCCAGAUGACCAAUCAGCUAUUUUUGUUCAAAACCUCCUCAAGUUUCGGAGGGACAAGCCCGCGGAGGAGAUUGAGCGAGCUCUCGAUCUCUGCGGGCUCACGCUGACCGAGGACUUGGUGCUGAGUGUGCUUCAGCGGCAUCGUUCGGAUUGGAGACCAGCUUAUGUAUUUUUCAACUGGUUUUGUAGAAAAGGAGAAGAAGGAAGGGCAUACUCACCUGGGUCUGGUGUUUACAAUGAGAUUCUCGAUAUUCUUGGGAAAUUACAGCGUUUCGAGGAGAUGAACCAAGUGCUCGACAAAAUGUCGAAGAGAAAGGGACUUGUCAAUAACGAGACAUAUGGGAUUUUGCUUAAUAGAUUUGCGGCUGCUCAUAGAGUAGAGGAAGCAAUUGAUAUAUUCAGUAAGAGGAAACAGUUUGGAGUAGAGAGUGAUUUGGUUGCGUUUCAGAGGCUUUUGAUGUGGUUAUGUAGGUAUAAGCAUGUGGAAGCUGCGGAAACUUUAUUUCAUUCAAAGCGAAAUGAGUUUGGUUGCGAUGUCAAGAUGUGGAAUAUCAUUCUCAACGGUUGGUGCAUAUUAGGAAAUGUAUAUGAGGCAAAAAGGUUUUGGAAAGAAAUAAUUGCAUCUAAAUAUAAGCCGGACAUGUUUACGUAUGGAACUUUUAUAAACGCUCUGACAAAGAAGGGGAAAUUGGGAAAGGCGGUCAAGUUGUUCCGAGCCAUGUGGGAUAAUGGUUUGAACCCGGAUGCGGUGAUCUGCAAUUGUAUCAUUGAUGCGCUUUGUUUCAAGAAGAGGAUUCCUGAAGCUUUGGAGGUUUUUAAGGAGAUGAAGGAGCGAGGUUGUCCCCCAAAUGCGACGACUUACAACUCGCUAAUCAAGCACCUCUGCAAGAUCCAGAGGAUGGAAAAGGUUUACGAGCUUUUAGAUGAAAUGGAACAGAAGAAGGGAAGUUGUUUGCCAAAUGAUAUAACUUGUAAUUACCUGCUCAAGACCCUGAAGAAACCAGAGGAAGUUCCCGUGUUAAUGAAGAGGAUGCAGAGAAAUGGGUGCGAGAUUACUUCUGACACAUACAAUUUGAUCUUGAAGUUGUAUAUGGGUUGGGAUGAUCAGGAAAGAGUAAGAUAUACAUGGGAGGAGAUGGAGAGAAAUGGGUUGGGACAUGACCGGCGAUCUUAUACCAUUAUGAUUCGUGGGUUUUAUGACAAUGGAAGAAUACAAGAUGCUUUGCGUUAUUUCAGUGAGAUGACAUCGAAGGGUAUGGUGCCAGAGCCAAGAACCAAGAUAUUGGUGAUUGACAUGAACAUUAAGUUGAAGGAAAGCAGGCGAACAAGGGGAAAAAAAGAAGAGAGCAAGUAAUGCUUCCUCCAACUUUGAAAGUAAGUUCACCUGAGGUGGUAAUCCUUUGUCCCUCAAGUAAAAACGAAGAAAAUGAUUACAAGCAUUAUGGAUAUUCUGAAGUCUAGAAUCUGGUGAACUCUCUCUUUGUGAGACAUUCUUGAGUGGUUAAUGCUUAAGAAAUGACAGAGAUAAGAUUAUUGCUUGAAAAGCUUCAUUGUCAAUUGAUCAUGUAUUUGCAUUUGGAAGCUAUGCAGGAAUUUUACUCUCUUAGCAUUUUAUUUAACACAUAAAUAGUGAAGAUUCUAAAUGAUAUUGAAAAUAUAACAACAUUAAGGAUCAGAUGACCUUUAGAAUUUACUGAACAAGUUAUUUAAGGGAGUUCUGGUUCUAUGUAGUUCUUAUAUAUAUAUAUAUGUCAUUGAGCUUGUGAAGAUGGAAAAGAGUGUAAUUGGUUGAAUUUGGAUCGACAUUUUGACGUUGACCCUGUUACAAUCCUAAGUGU
This is a messenger RNA of Alnus glutinosa, 2128 nucleotides long. Its product is annotated as putative pentatricopeptide repeat-containing protein At3g15200. The coding region runs from base 19 to 1644 and encodes 541 amino acids. The transcript has a single exon. The record is from RefSeq and is a predicted model, not a curated record. Gene Ontology annotation, molecular function: protein binding. NCBI's taxonomy places the organism in Eukaryota, Viridiplantae, Streptophyta, Magnoliopsida, Fagales, Betulaceae.